Molecule: messenger RNA, 2961 nt
Organism: Micropterus salmoides (largemouth bass)
Lineage: Eukaryota; Metazoa; Chordata; Actinopteri; Centrarchiformes; Centrarchidae
Gene: nefma
Product: neurofilament, medium polypeptide a
Exons: 3
Coding region: 193-2922 (909 amino acids)
Biological process (GO): neurofilament bundle assembly
Cellular component (GO): axon; cytoplasm; intermediate filament
Molecular function (GO): structural constituent of cytoskeleton
Source: RefSeq, a predicted model, not a curated record
UUGUUAGCGGUAAAGCCUCAGAUAUAUAAGGAGCAGACAGAUGAGGUCUCAGUCGCUGUGAGAGCCAUACACCCCUCACCUGCACACACACACACACAUAACACACACACACAUACACAUCCGCCACACGCCUCCACCUCCUGCACCGUUCCCCUUCAUUCCUGCGCACAUCCCCUACGGUGGUCUGACCGGAUGAGUUACUCGGUGGACACGAUAGGGAGCCCUUUCAGGAGAAGCAUGGAUACUAGGACGACUAGCUACGGCUACAGCCGCUCCAGCGGCACCCCCUCUAGCGGCUUUCGCUCCCAGUCUUGGUCCCGGGCAAGCCCCGGCUCCACCAUGACCACGUCUUACAAGAGGAGCGUGAAUGUGCCGGCAUCCCGGGCUUACAGCUCAACGGUGCUCAGCUCCGCCGACAGCGUUGAUUAUAGUCAAACCUCCAUCCUGAACGGAGACUACAAGCGAUCUAAUGAGAAAGAGCAACUUCAAGGGCUCAACGACCGGUUUGUCGUUUACAUUGACAAGGUGCACUACCUGGAGCAGCAGAACAAGCAGAUCGAGGAUGAGAUCCAGGCACUGCGGCAGAAGCAGGUGUCGCGCUCCCAGCUGGGCGACCUCUACGACCAGGAGCUGCAGGAGCUGCGCUCGAUGCUGGAGCAAAUCCACCACGACAAGGCGCAAAUUCAGCUCGACACUGACCAUAUCGAGGAGGACAUCCAGCGCCUCAGGGACCGCUUUGACGAAGAGGCUCGCAUCCGGGAGGAGACAGAGGCCAUCAUCCGCGUCCUGAGGAAGGACACGGGCGACUCGGAGUUGGUGAAGUCUGAGUUGGAGAAGAAAGUUCAGUCGCUCCAGGAUGAGAUCGCCUUCAUCCGCAACAACCACGAGGAAGAGGUGAGCGACCUCAUCGCCCAGAUCCAGGCGUCUCAGGUGACCGUGGAGAGGAAGGAUCAUCAGAAGGCAGACAUCACCGAGGCGCUGCGGGAGAUCCGCUGCGAGCUGGAGGGCCACUCCAACCAGAACCUGCAGCAGGUGGAAAACUGGUUCAUGUGCCGCUACGCCAAGCUCACCGAAGCUGCGGAGCAGAACAAAGACGCCAUAAAGUCCGCCCGUGAUGAGAUCUCCGACUAUCGCCGCCAGCUGCAGUCCAAGACGGUGGAGUUGGAGUCCGUCCGCGGGACAAGAGACUCACUGGAGAGGCAGCUGAAUGACAUCGAGGACCGCCACAACAGCGACCUGGCCAGCCUGCAGGAGACAAUUCACCAGCUGGAUAAUGAGCUCAAGAGCACCAAAUGGGAGAUGGCUCGUCACCUGCGCGAGUACCAGGACCUGCUCAAUGUCAAGAUGGCCUUGGACAUUGAGAUUGCUGCAUACAGGAAACUCCUAGAGGGCGAGGAGACCCACUUUAGCACUUUCCCUUAUCGCCACACUGUCACCUCCACCAAGAUCUCUAAGUCUAAAUCAGAAACUCCCAAACUUAAGGUGCAGCACAAGUUUGUGGAGGAGAUCAUCGAGGAGACCAGGGUGGAGGAUGACAAGGCCGACAUUGACGAGGCCCUGGCUGAGAUAGCACAGGAGCUGUCUGCCACACUCGGAGGGGGAGCUGAGGAGGGAGAGGAGGAGGGGGAAGAGGGAGGAGCGGGAGAGGAAGCACAGGAUGAUGGGGAAGAGGGAGAGGCAGAGGGCGUGGAGGAGGAAGUUGUAGCCGCCACGGAAGCCAAAGUUAGCGCUAGCGCACUCACUAAGGAGGAAGAGGAAGAGGAGGAUGGAAAGGGUGGUGAUGAGGAAGAAGAGGGGGAGGGAGAAGGCGGUGAAGAAGGAGAGAAGGAAGAAGAAGGUGAGGGAGAGGAUGAGGGAGAAAAGGGGGAUGAUGCAGAGGGAGGAGAUGAAGGAGAAGGAGAAGAAGGAGGAGAGGAGGAGGAGGAGGAAGUUGAGGAGACAGUAUUGUGCUCCAAAGCUCCAGAGUCUAAAGCCUCUCCUGACAAAGAGAAGGCCGGAGACAAAGAUGGCAGCGGUGGAGAGGAGGAAGCUGCCGCUGAAGAGGAGGGUGGCGAUCAGGAUGAAGAUGCCAGCAUUGACAAAGCAUCCAAAAGCGGAGAUGAGAAAGAGGAAAAAGAGGACGCAGACAAAAGCAAAAAGGAAGAUAGUGAAAAAGACGAGAAGAAGGUGAAAGACGACAAAGCGGACGACAAAUCAGAAGAAGCUGUAGCCAAGACAGAAGCUCCGAAAGCAGAAGCUGCAAAGCCUGAGGCCAAGAAGGAAGAGGCUGCCAAAACAGAUUCUCCAAAGUCGGAAUCCCCAAAGCCUGGAUCCCCCAAGUCUGAAUCACCUAAACCUGAGUCUCCUAAAUCUGAAUCUCCCAAGCCUGCAUCUCCAAAGUCUGAGUCCCCCAAAGAGGGCUCACCGAAGGCUGGAUCCCCAAAACCAAGCUCCCCAAAAGCUGAGUCACCUAAGUCAGAGUCCCCAAAACCUGAAUCUCCAAAAGCUGAGUCCCCAAAGACAGAGACUGCCAAACCUGAGGCUCCUAAGGCUGCUGAAGAGAAAUCAGAGAAGACGAGUGACUCAACCGAAGACAAGAAGGUCGAAAAGAAGGAUGCGGCCAUGAAUGGUGAUUUAGACAAGAGCAGCCCAGAAGAGAAACAGAAGAAGGAUGAGGGGAAAGAAGCCGACGUCAUCGCAAACGGAGUGGAUGAGAGCCCUGUCAAGGAAGAUGGCAGCCAGAAAGUGGUGAUCACCAAAACCGUGGAGACCAUCACCACCGGAGAGGACGGGUCCAAGCAUGUCACCAAAUCUGUCACUGUGACCGAGACAAUGAAGGAGGUGGAGGAGAUGGAGGAGGUGGUGCAGGAGAAGCUGGUCUCCACCAAGAAGACGGAGAAGCACUCCACCCAGUCCAUCAAGCAGGUGACAGAGGGUGACUGAGCAGACUCCAGAUGGCCGAUCCAGCGGAGGAAAGGGUGA